This is a messenger RNA of Sardina pilchardus (European sardine), 1964 nucleotides long. Its product is annotated as serine/threonine-protein kinase BRSK2-like. NCBI's taxonomy places the organism in Eukaryota, Metazoa, Chordata, Actinopteri, Clupeiformes, Clupeidae. The record is from RefSeq and is a predicted model, not a curated record. Gene Ontology annotation, biological process: intracellular signal transduction; protein phosphorylation; microtubule cytoskeleton organization. Gene Ontology annotation, cellular component: cytoplasm. Gene Ontology annotation, molecular function: protein serine/threonine kinase activity; ATP binding; tau-protein kinase activity.
AUGUGUUUCCUCGUUGAACGAGAAAUAGCCAUUUUGAAGCUGAUCGAGCACCCACAUGUUUUAAAACUUCACGACGUUUAUGAAAAUAAGAAAUACUUGUAUCUGGUACUGGAGCAUGUCUCUGGGGGAGAGCUGUUUGACUACCUGGUCAAGAAGGGCCGUCUGACUCCCAAAGAAUCACGCAAGUUCUUCAGACAGAUCAUCUCCGCCCUGGACUUCUGCCAUAGCCACUCCAUAUGUCACCGAGAUCUGAAGCCAGAGAACCUGCUGCUGGACGAGAAGAACAACAUUCGUGUGGCUGACUUUGGCAUGGCAUCCCUGCAGGUCGGCGACAGUCUCCUGGAAACCAGCUGUGGAUCCCCUCACUAUGCAAGCCCAGAGGUCAUAAGGGGAGAGAAGUACGAUGGUCGGAAGGCUGAUGUCUGGAGUUGUGGCGUCAUUCUCUUUGCACUUUUAGUGGGCGCGCUGCCAUUUGACGAUGACAACCUGCGGAACCUUCUGGAGAAGGUGAAACUGGGCGUGUUCCACAUGCCUCACUUCAUCCCGCCGGAUUGCCAGAACCUGCUGAAGGGCAUGAUCGAGGUGGAUGCCAACAAGAGACUGACGUUGGAUCAAAUUCAGAAACAUGCGUGGUACUUAGUCGGAAAAAGCGAGCCAGAACCCCAGCCGCCGGUCCAGCGGAAGGUGGCCAUGCAGCUGCUCCCUGCCAUGGACGACAUCGAUCCGGACGUGCUGGACAGCAUGCAGUCUCUGGGCUGCUUCAGGGACAAGAGCAAGCUUGUCAAAGACCUGCUGGCUGAGGAAUUGAACAAAAGGAAGAUGAUUUACUUUUUGCUUCUGGACCGCAAGGAGCGUUUCCCCAGCCAUGAGGAUCAGAACCUCCCGCCUCGCAAUGACAUCGAUCCUCCUCGUAAGCGCGUGGACUCGCCCAUGUUGACGAGGCACAACAAGCGGAGGCCGGAGAGGAAGAGCAUGGAGGUGCUGACCGUCACCGAGGGAGGCUCUCCUGUGCCCGUCAGACGAGCCAUAGACCUGACCAAUCACGGGCAGAGGUCGAGGUCUAUCAGUGGAGCGUCUUCAUGUCUCUCCACCAGCCCUCUCAGCAGUCCCAGGGUGACGCCGCACGGCUCGCCACGCGGCAGCCCGCUGCCCACGCCCAAGGGCACGCCCGUGCACACGCCCAAGGAGAGCCCCGCCGGCACGCCCAGCCCCACCCCGCCGCCCAGCCCCUCGCUGGGGGGGCUGCCCUGGAGGACGCGCCUCAACUCCAUCAAGAACAGCUUCCUGGGCUCGCCACGCUUCCACCGCAGGAAAAUGCAAGUUCCCACCCAGGAGGACAUGUCCAGCCUAACGCCAGAUUCAUCACCCGAGCUGGCUAAGAAGUCGUGGUUUGGCAACUUCAUUAGCCUGGAGAAGGAGGAGCAGAUCUUUGUGGUGAUCAGGGACAAGCCCUUGAGCUCCAUCAAAGCAGACAUCGUUCAUGCCUUCCUCUCUCGGAGUAUAAGUCGUCGGCAGGGCCCGCCGUGUUCCAGAAGCCAGUGAAGUUCCAGGUGGACAUCACCUACUCCGAGAGUGGCUGCGCCCAGAAGGAGAGUGGCAUCUACUCGGUCACCUUUACCCUGAUCUCAGGUCCGAGCCGGCGUUUUAAGCGAGUGGUCGAGACCAUUCAAGCACAGCUGCUAAGCACUCAUGACCAACCAGGAGUCCAACAAAUAUCUGGUAGUCCGUUGAGUAACUUCUUUGACGUAAUUAGGCAGCUUUUUUCAGACGAGAAGCACGGUCAGGCGCCACGCUCCCCCGGCACGCCCAGCAAGCACGGGGCUGCCAACGGCAGGAGGCCGGAGCCCGAGCCCUCUGACUCUAAGAGCCAAGCGGGCAAAGACAGGGCCCAGCCUCCCUCGCCCACACACACACCCUCCCCCUCCCCCUCCCCCUCCCCCGCUGGGACACAGGAACAACCUUAA